AUGAACAAAAGUCCCGAAGCUAGACAUGGCGUGAGACGAAGCAUAAUAACAUUUUUGAACGGUUAUGGCAUCCAAAAGACCUCAGGCAUAAUGCGAUAUGCCACCCAGAACGAUGAUCUGGUCCUAACUUGCAGAUUCAUUCCAGCACACAGCGAGUCAGUUUCACCUGUUCCCGACGUCAUCCAAGGCCUGUGCCACUUUAUCAGACAAAACAGACACGUAGAAUUCCUGUUUAGAUUACAAGGUAACGUACAACACUUUAAACAAAUUAUCAGGAAGAUCGAAAAGGGAGACCCUUUAGAUUAUACCCAGAUUCAACCUGCUGACGCAGCCGCGAUUAUCAAACAAUACUUGAUACAACUUUCCCGACCACUUAUCCCCAAAGUGUACCAUACAGUCUUCUUGGAAGCAAAUGUAACAGAAGACAGAGAAAUAGCCUUACUAGCUGCCACAGUUUUGUUACCCGCUAGCCACAUCCAAGUACUAAAAUACAUGAUGCAGUUCUUCAACAGUGUCGCCAAAUACAGCGAAGUCAACAAGAUGGAUCCAACAGCUCUGUCGGUGUGUAUAACACCUAGCAUCUUACCGGUGGUAGAUACUGAUAAAAUAAUAGACGCUGUGGAUUCAGUUAAAACUUUGAUCGAGCAUUGUGAUAGAAUAGGAAUAAUUCCGGAAAAGAUUCCUCUGUAUGAUGAGGAAGGCAGAAAAGAAUGUUGUUGUAUCGUUUUGUGA
Acanthoscelides obtectus is the source of this 732-nucleotide messenger RNA. The record is from the annotation of a GenBank genome assembly. NCBI's taxonomy places the organism in Eukaryota, Metazoa, Arthropoda, Insecta, Coleoptera, Chrysomelidae.